AUGUUAACAUUAACAAGUGAUUUUGAAUCGGAUUCAUUCAUGUCGGAUUUAUCAAUUAAUAAAAUCAAUCAAGAUAAUAAUUCAAUAGAAAAUAUUCCUCGAAAUUUCGAUAUUCAAGGAGAUAAAUUAAAUGAAAUAACAUCAAAUAAUAGACAAUUAAUUUAUCUUCAAAGUCAAUUAGCAAGAUUAAGAUCAGAAUUAGAAAAAAGUGAAAUGUUAAGACAAACAUUAGAAUAUGAAUUAACACUUAUUAGAACACAACAUGGAAAACAAACCGCUUUUACAAAUCAAUUACAAUAUCAAUUUAAUCAAGCUAAUGAACAAAUAAAACAACUUCAAUCGGAAAUAACAAUGAUUAAUAAUGAAAAAGAUUAUAAAAUAAAAGAAAAAGAUGAUAAAAUAAAAGAAUUGGAAAAGGAAGGUGAAACAUAUCAUGAUCGAGAAAGACGUAUUCAAACUUUAAAUGAACAAAUUCAAAAAAUGGAAAAAACAUUUUCUGAUUCGGAAUGUUUAUCUAGACAAAAUUUAGCUCAAUCGAUUUUAGCUAAAGAGCGUCAAGCUGAAUUAAAAAAAGAAUAUGAGGUUAUUAAAAUAAAACUUGAAUAUAGUGAACAAUCACUUGAACAAGAACGUGCCCUUUCAAAUGAAGCUAAACUCAAUGUUCAAUUAUUAAAUAAUCGUUUAUCUGAUAUGGAAACAAAAUGUGAAACAUUAAAAACAAAUUGUAUAAAUCAAGAAAGAAAAAUUGAUGAACUUGAAAGACAAUGUUCAAAUGAAAAACUUCUUCGAACAACACUUUCAAAAAUUCAAUCAGAUUUAGAAACAAAUUAUGCUCAAACACAAAAAAUAACGAUUGAUUAUGAAAAACAAUUAAAAAAUCUUCGAGAUGAACUUGCUAAUUAUCGAAGAAAAUUUCGAAAUAAUGAAGAAAAAUAUAAUCAAAUUGUUAAUAAAAUAUUUGAAUAUCUUCGUUUAACUAAAAUAAUUAAUGAAACAACAAAUCAAUCUGAUCUUAAUUUACCAACAUUAAAACAAUUAGAAGAACUUAAAAUAAAUAUUGAACAAUUAAAAAAUUCAAAAAUUGAACAAACAAACGAAAUAACUCGUUUAAAAAGAACAAUUGAAAGAUUAAAUAAAAAUUCAUUAAAUCAAAAACAAGUUGAACAUCAAACAGAGAUAAAUCGAGAAAAAUUACAAAUUGAAGUUGAUGAAUAUCGAGAAAAAAUUGAAUUAUUUGAAGAAAAUGUUCAACGUUUAAAAAAUGAAUGUCAACAUUUAAUUAAAGAAAAUGAUAAAAAAAAUCUUUUAUUAAAUAUAAUUGAUGUUAAAAUAAAAAAUUUAAUUGGAAAUAAUUCAACAAAUAUUGAAAAUAAUUUAAAUGAAUUAGAAAAACAAUGGAAAAAUAUUCAAAAUAAAAUAAAUUCACUUGAAGAUAAAUUAAUUGAACGAGAUAAUGGAACAUUACAAUUAACACAAAAACUUGAAGAACAAGUUUUUCAUCUUAAACAUGAUUUAGAUCAAAGACAUAACUUAUUUUUAACACAAAAAAAUCAAUUAUUACAAUCAAAUCAAAAUCAUAUUCAAAAUUUAACAUUACAAUUACAAAAAAUGGAAAUUCGUGCAAAUGAAAAUGAAGAACUUUUAAAAAUUUCUGAUGAAACAAAUAAAAAAAAUGUUGAUGAAAAAGAUAAAUUAAAUAUAAUAUUAAAACAUAUUAUUUCAUUAUAUGUUCCAAUUCGUCAACGAUAUAUUCAAUUAAUUGAUUCAAAUCGUUUUAUUAAACAAGAAUUAAAUAAAUUUAAUAAAAUAAAACAAAUUCUUAAUUCAAAUAAUUUAAUUGAAAAAAAAUCUUUUAGAAUAUAUGUUAUAUCAAUUAUUGCAUUUAAUAGAUUUUCUUUUUUUAUUAAUAAAUCAUCAAUUAAAUAUAUUUUUUCUUCAAAUAUUAUUUAUGAUCAAUAUAUUUUAUCUUCAUUUAAUUUUCAUUUUAUUCAACUUAUUAAUAUUGAUCACAUUUUUCAAUCAUUUUUUAUUCAAUUAAAUAGAUUUUAUCCAACUAUUACAAAAGGAUCAUUAAUUAAAUUAAUUGCUGGAGGAGUUCAAACAUCAUCAUCAUCAUCAUCAUAUAUUAAGAGUUGUGAUCAUCUUCAUUCAUUAAUUCAUCGUCUUGAUCAAUCAGAAUCAAAAAUUCGUGAAAAAGAAAUUGAAUGUUCAGAUCUUCGAAAAAAAUUAAAAAAUAUUCAAUGUGAAAAUGAAUCUCGAAUUGAUUAUUAUAAAUUUGAACGUAUUUGUGAUGAAUUACAACGAGCAUUAGAUAGAGAAAAACAAGCACAAGAUUUACUUAAUCAACAAAAUAAUCAAUUAAAAUCUUUAACUGAUAUUCUUCAUCAAACACAAAAAGAAAAAGAUUUUAUUCAAGAUAAAUUUAAUCAAAUUAGUUUAAAUGAAAUUUGUUCAAAAGAUAAAAUUCAACAAUUAACUAAAGCUCAACAACAAAUGGAUGAAAAUGUUAAAAGAGCUGAAAAAGCCAUUCGUCUUGUUGUUAGUGAUAAAGACCAAAUAUCAUCUUAUUGUAAUAGAAUUAAUUCAGCAUUAAAUCUUAGUGAAAAAUCUGGAUUUGAAUAUGUUGAACAAUUAAUUAGUCAAUUGGAUGCACUUGUUCAACUUUCACCUAAUUCCGAUCAAUAUAAUAAAUCUCCACCGGAAAUUAUUUCAUGUCAAACAAUGGUUAUUGGAUUUGUUAAUUUAUUAAAUCGUCUUAAACAGUUAAUAAUAAAUAAUAAUAAUGAUAUUCAAUCAUUAAAAGAACAUUGUCAAAUGUUAACAGAACAAUUUCGUCAAUUAUCUCAACAAGAUAUAUCACAAAUUGAUUCAACCCAAACCGUUAUUCUUCAAUCUUAUCCUCUUAGACUUCAAGUUAAUCAUCAUCCUCAAUCAGCUUUUAAACCAAUUAAACCUCAACAAGAUUAA
Molecule: messenger RNA, 2967 nt
Organism: Rotaria sordida
Lineage: Eukaryota; Metazoa; Rotifera; Eurotatoria; Philodinida; Philodinidae
Source: the annotation of a GenBank genome assembly